CAACUAGCCCAGCUACCACCAGCUUAACCAACCAGCCAACCUAGCUCCAACCAACCAAUCCAACCCUGUCGAACCAACAAUGAAGGCUACUCUGUUCUUCCUGGUCGUCGUCCUGUGCGCAGUGGCUCUGGCUGCUCCACAAUCCGAACAGAAGCGGGGUGGAAAGGGAAAGUCCGAAGUACAGGGCAAGGGCAAGGGCAACAGACAGGACGAGUCGGGAUCGAUGGAGGAUGGACAACAGGGUGGUAGCUCGGAGGAGAGCCAAGGUGGAAAGGGCGGAAAGGGUGGCAAGGGAGGAAAGGGUGGCAAGGGAGGAAAGGGCGGUAUGGAUCGUGAGAUGGAAGGAUCGUCGCGUCGCAUGGAGAGCCCGAAAGGAAAGGGAAAGCAGGAGCAGCAGAAGGAACACGGCAAGGGCCGUGAAAAUGGCAAGGGCAAGAAGAACUAAAGUGACGAUUGGUUCGAGCGAUGGUUGAACAAUAAAGCAUCUUGAAAACAAAACCAAAAGUUUUACGUGUGCAGAGUAUGAGGAACGCAAUCCGAACAAACGCAAACACAUUUCCAUAAAUGUUGUUGAUAUUUACGUGGAAGGUUGUUGAUAUAACCGACCUUCGACGAUAUGAUCUUUGGUAUUUCUAAUGAUCUUACUUAUCCGGCGCUACUAGUACUUUGCGGUCUUGGCUUGCCUCAGGAGUGUCCGAAACCACUCAUGGUCUCGCGCUUUCGUCUGCCAAUCCGUUAUCACGGCCUCAAUGGUGGACGCCGCAACGACAUCUUGCGACCUCAAUUUGGGCCUAACAUGCCUCCUCUGUUCUUGCGGACAACAGCCCAUCGGAGCCUGGCAUGCUUGAUACGCUGCACGACAAUGAGGUCACCGUACAUCUCGCAUAGCUCGUCGUUAUAACGGCUCCUCCAUUGUCCUUCCACCCAUACAGGGUCAGGAAUCCUUCAAAGCAUCUUUCUCUCGAACGCGGCUAAGAGGGUUUUGUCAUAUUUGGACAGUGUCCAUGUCUCAGAGGCGUAUGUUAGCACCGGUACUAUAUAGGAGCCAUAUAUUGCCUGUUUCGUUCGUUGCAACAGGUUCUUUGAGGUGAACUGAAUGCUCAGGCCGUAUAAAGACCGGUUGGUAGCCAGCAUCCUUGCGUGCAACUCAGCUACCACGCUAUUGUCGUUGCAGACCUUUGACCCGAGGUAGGUGAAUUCUGAAAUGACUUCAAAAGGGCGUUCAUCUAUCUGUAUGUCACGCCUAUGUAGGUUUGGAUUUGUUAUUGGUAGGUCCGCUGAUGUUGCCACCAUCAGUUUGGUCUUUGCCUAGUUUAUCUGAGAUCCGAGGUUUUCCGAGGAUCAGUUGAGCUGAUCGGACAAUGUUAGUGUUGUGAUCGUAUUGUUGCUCACCCCUGGAUCGCGGCUGGAGACAGUCGCCGAUACCAGUCAGGCGGCCGACGCAACGGCGAGGCGAAACUAGAUAGGCAAGGCGAAAUCUGGAGAGUUAGGAGAAUUAGAAUUAGGAGAAUUAGAAUUAAGGAAUUGCUCUCUCUCUUCCGAUCUGGCUUUGGUGGCGAACGGUUGUGUGUCAGCGCGGCACGGAUGUUAUCAUUUUACUUAUAAUAUAAGUUGUAAAUUGUAGUUUGUGUUCGCGUCAUUAUUUUCAACGCUUCAUCGGUCAUCCGAACACAAAAGUUAGAAGUCAUGAUAAUAAGACGAAUAUAUCAUAUGUUAAAGAUCUUCUACGAACUAUUCGCAAACAUAAUCAAUCAAGUAAGAAAAGCUUAGAUGUUCGAUCAAUGCGUUGACAUUACGAUCUAUUAAGUAAUAUUACGCCAUUAUUUCUCAUUUUUAGUGAUUUUGGCCAUCGCUGUUUGUCCUUGAACAAUAUCCAGUUGCAAUUUUCUUGAUCGCAAUUUAAUAGUAAUAAUUGCCAUUUAAUAGUAAUUUAAUAGUAAUAAUUGACACGUAUGUUAUUGUCACUAACGAUCAUGUUGGUUGACUAUAAAUAUCGAUGAACUAGCCUCGAAACAGCACAACCAGCCCAGCUACCAGCAGCUUAACCAACCAGCCAUCCUAGCUCCAACCAACCAAUCCAACCCUGUCCAACCAACAAUGAAGGCUACUCUGUUCUUCCUGGUCGUCGUCCUGUGCGCAGUGGCUCUGGCUGCUCCACAAUCCGAACAGAAGCGGGGUGGAAAGGGAAAGUCCGAAGUACAGGGCAAGGGCAAGGGCAACCGACAGGGCGAGUCGGGAUCGAUGGAGGACGGACAGCAGGGUGGUAGCUCGGAGGAGAGCCAAGGUGGAAAGGGCGGAAAGGGCGGAAAGGGUGGCAAGGGAGGAAAGGGCGGUAUGGAUCGUGAGAUGGAAGGAUCGUCGCGUCGCAUGGAGAGCCCGAAAGGAAAGGGAAAGCAGGAGCAGCAGAAGGAACACGGCAAGGGCCGUGAAAAUGGCAAGGGCAAGAAGAACUAAGGUGACGAUUGGUUCGAGCGAUGGUUGAACAAUAAAGCAUCUUGAAAACAAACCAAAGAAAC
Molecule: messenger RNA, 2516 nt
Organism: Anopheles coluzzii
Lineage: Eukaryota; Metazoa; Arthropoda; Insecta; Diptera; Culicidae
Product: eggshell protein 2A-like
Exons: 2
Coding region: 80-445 (121 amino acids)
Biological process (GO): neuropeptide signaling pathway
Molecular function (GO): neuropeptide hormone activity
Source: RefSeq, a predicted model, not a curated record